AAAAGUCACAACAUUUCACGAUUAAAAUAAAUUAAUCUUAUUGAAAGUAUCACCUCCUUGCCUAAAUCUUUCCGCUCCUUCUCUUCCCUCUGCUCUCAAAAAAAUGGCGGUUUCAAUUUGCUCAAAAAAUUUCUUGCUCGCCAUUUUCAUUUUCUCAGCCCUUCCCAUAGCCUACAUCUACUAUCUGGAGAUUUCCCCGCCGGCAGUACCCACCCACGUCUUCCAAUACCACAGCUCCGGCUUCCUCCGGGAGUGCGCCAAGUGGGACGAUCUCAACCGUCGAUUCAUUGUCUCCUUUUUAGAAGGCGGAAUCGGCGAGAUUCGCGUGCCGGAUGAUUACAGUUCCGAUACUGUUUUAGAGGAAAUUACUGUUGUUAAAGACGUUGACUUGGCUGGCAACUCCACCGUCGGUUUCGUCGUUGACCGGCCGAGGAAUCGGCUGGUUGUAGUCAGCGCCGAUGUAAUUGGGAAUAAGUACAGUGCGCUGUCUGCUUAUGAUUUGACCACUUGGAAACGGGUUUUUCUUACCCAACUCAGUGGCCCAAGUGAUGAGAAAGCGUUCGCCGACGAUGUUGCGGUGGAUGCAGAAGGCAAUGCAUAUGUGACCGACGUAAAAGCAAGCAAAAUCUGGAAGGUCGGAAAGGACGGAGAGUUAUUAUCAAUCAUCAGAAACCCACUCUUCACUCAAACUCCGUGGUACAAAAAUCUAAUCGCACUCAACGGCAUUGUUUACCACCCAGACGGGUUCUUGAUAGUCAUUCAUACGGUCACCGGAAACUUAUACAAAAUUGACCUAGCCAAAGGAGAAGAAGUUAAGUUAAUUAAGGUGGAUGGUUCCCUGUCAUUUGGUGAUGGUCUUGAGCUGCUGUCUCCGACUAAACUGGUGGUUGCUGGAAACCCUUCAGCUAGAUUAGUAGAGAGCUCCGAUGGUUGGGAGACUGCUUCUGUUGCGGGUAAGUUUAAAGGCCCUGCGCACCGGCUGGCUACUGCGGCAACUGUGAAGGAUGGGAAGGUUUAUCUUAACCAUUUGGUGGGUAUGGGAUAUCCUAAGAAGAAGCAUGUUCUUGUUGAGGCUGUUUUUUCUUCAUGAACAAAGUUAGUUAAUUAGCUUGUUUCAUUUUGCUUGUGUUUGAGCUUGUAAUGUACACAUCAUUUUUUUUUCAUAAAAAUAAAAUCUUGGAAUUUU
Mercurialis annua (annual mercury) is the source of this 1186-nucleotide messenger RNA. RefSeq lists its product as uncharacterized. The record is from RefSeq and is a predicted model, not a curated record. Lineage: Eukaryota; Viridiplantae; Streptophyta; Magnoliopsida; Malpighiales; Euphorbiaceae. The coding region runs from base 104 to 1090 and encodes 328 amino acids. Gene Ontology annotation, cellular component: endoplasmic reticulum. The transcript has 2 exons.